This is a messenger RNA of Octopus sinensis (East Asian common octopus), 1652 nucleotides long. RefSeq names its product L-threonine dehydratase catabolic TdcB-like. The coding region runs from base 189 to 1556 and encodes 455 amino acids. The record is from RefSeq and is a predicted model, not a curated record. Gene Ontology annotation, biological process: L-threonine catabolic process; L-serine catabolic process. The transcript has 13 exons. Lineage: Eukaryota; Metazoa; Mollusca; Cephalopoda; Octopoda; Octopodidae. Gene Ontology annotation, molecular function: pyridoxal phosphate binding; L-serine ammonia-lyase activity; threonine deaminase activity.
AAGAAAAACGAAAAAAAAAAACCCCAGCAAAAAGAAAUAAUCGACAAAGAGAAACAAUUAAAAAAAAUUUUAGUUUAAUCAUUCUAAGUUUAUACCAGCUGUAUCAUUUCUAUAAUUUUGUUGUACGAGAGGGAACAGUUUCAAUUUGUCUAGCCAGAAACCAACUGACCGAUACAAUAUAACGAAAAAUGGCAUCCAAACAGGUCCCAGAAACCAAAACAGAUUCUUCAGAUCCAAAACUUUUAAGAAGUGCCAGCUUACACGAACUACCAAUGCCUACAAAAUGCUUCCGAAGGAGCAUGAGUGAAUUUUAUGAGACAUUCCGAAGCAAAUCUGCUCGAAAGAUUACUAUGGAAGAUAUUAUUGCCGCCAAAAGUAUUCUUGAAAACAGCAUUAAAAAGACUCCAUGUAUGCGAUCCAAGAUGUCUUCUCAAUUUGGAAUGGAACUUUACUUGAAAAACGAAGCUAUGCAAACAACAGGAAGCUUCAAAGACCGUGGUGCUAGAUAUACGUUACUGAAAUUAACUAAGGAAGAACGGAAAAAUGGAGUUGUUGCUGCAAGUCUUGGUAAUCACGCAAUAGCUUUGGCUUACCACGGAUAUGAACUCGGAAUCCCAGUAACACUUAUCAUGCCUCUCAUUACACCAACCAUGAAGAUCAAAGCGUGCCAGAACUACAACGCCAACAUAAUUAUGGAAGGAUAUCAAUUAGCAGAGUCUCAAAUGUACGCCCUCCAGUUAUCCAAAGAAUCGAAACUCACUUACGUCAGCGGAUACGAUCAUCCUGAUAUGGUAGCCGGUGCCGGAACUAUGGGUCUUGAAAUUGUGGAGCAAAUUCCAGAUUUAGAUGCCUGCAUCAUACCGGUCGGUGGAGGAGGAUUAAUCGCUGGCUGUGCUGUGGCAAUCAAGUUCCUUGUACCAACUUGUAAAAUUAUUGGUGUAGAGGCAGAAGCGUGCGCCAAUUACACAGCAGCAGUAAAAAGCGGUACACCAACCUAUACUAAUCCAAAUCCAAGCCUGGCUGAAGGUUUGUCCAUACCAAUGGUCGGUUCGAAUUCGUUUGCGACUGCUGCCAAAUAUGUCGACAAAAUUGUUACUGUGAGAGAAGACAGCAUUGCAUUGGCAAUUCUGAGACUUGUGGAACAAGAGAAAUCCAUCAUUGAGGGAGCUGGUGCUGUUGGGUUAGCCGCACUCUUGGAAAAUUCCUGUCCUGAGCUCCAAGGUAAAAAAGUGGUCCUGACGUUAUGUGGUGGAAACAUCGAUACUCCCGCGUUGGGAAAGGUUCUUGACCGUGGUCUUGUGGCUGAUAAACGUCUCAUAAAAUUCGUUGCUGUUAUUAGCGAUAAACCUGGAGGAUUAUCAGAUUUUACCACAUUAAUCUCUUCAAUCGGCAUCACUAUCAAGGAUAUCUUUCAUGAACGAGCAUGGUUGAAUGGCGAUGUAUUUUCCGUCAAGGUGACGAUUAUAGCUGAAACCAAAAAUAAACAACACACAGGACAACUGAAAGAUCUACUAGACCGCUACUACGAAAGCAUUGAUUGGGAAAACUAUUUCUAGAUGCGACACACACCCAGUUAUCAUGUUAUUCCGUGGGGAAAUAAAAAUCGUGAAUAAUGAACUUAUUAAAUACUUUACAACAAAAAAUUUUGUAUC